AUGAGUUCUACAAUCGCGGGCGCACCGCCCACGCUCGAGAAGAAGCCAGUCAAAUUCAGCAAUCUGCUGCUUGGUGCUGGUCUCAACAUGUUCGAGGUGACCACUCUGGGACAGCCCUUGGAGGUCGUCAAGACUACCAUGGCUGCCAACAGGGCUGACGGCUUUUCGGGGGCGAUUGGACGUAUUUGGUCGCGCGGCGGCAUGCUUGGAUUCUACCAGGGUCUCAUUCCAUGGGCCUGGAUCGAAGCCUCCACCAAGGGCGCCGUCCUCCUCUUCGUCGCUUCGGAAGCCGAAUUCUACGCCAAGUCGUUCGGCGCUCCCAACUUCGUCGCCGGUAUCUCGGGAGGUAUGGUCGGUGGUCUCGCGCAGGCCUAUGCCACCAUGGGUUUCUGCACGUGCAUGAAAACCGUGGAAAUUACAAAGCACAAGGUCGCGGCCAGUGGUGUAAAGCCCCCUGGCACCCUUGAGACAUUCAUGGGCAUCUACCGCAAGGAGGGUAUCCGCGGUAUUAACCGUGGUGUCAAUGCCGUCGCUGUGCGCCAGGUCACCAACUGGGGCUCUCGCUUCGGUCUGUCCCGUGUCGCCGAGAACGGUAUCCGCAAAGUGAGGAACAAGGAGGGCGGUGAGAAGCUCACCGUCAUGGAGAAGAUCACCGCUUCAGCGCUCGGUGGUGGCCUGUCCGCAUGGAACCAGCCUAUCGAGGUUAUCCGUGUCGAGAUGCAGUCCAAGACGGUCGACCCGAACCGCCCCAAGAACUUGACAGUUGGCAAGGCGUUCAACUACAUCUACUCCAACAACGGUGUUAAGGGUCUUUACCGUGGUGUUGCUCCCCGAAUCGGUCUUGGUGUUUGGCAAACGGUUUGCAUGGUUGCGCUCGGUGAUGUUGCGAAGGAAGCCGUUGAGAAGCUCACUGGCGACCAGGUCACCGCGAAGCACUAAAUGGCGUUUGGACGGUCCGGAGAUACAAUGGGACUCGAUAUGUGAGGUGUAUCAUACCCCACUGAAACUCUAGACGAUUCAACAUAUUUUUCGGGGGCAAUGUUUUUGCCCUCCUGCGAGCGUGUGCGGGCUUGAGAUACCGAGCGAGCACUUAUCUUGAAAUAGACCACUGUAAUGAUCAUGUAGACAGAGAAUACAUUUCCUUAGUGGAACCCA
Molecule: messenger RNA, 1155 nt
Organism: Parastagonospora nodorum SN15
Lineage: Eukaryota; Fungi; Ascomycota; Dothideomycetes; Pleosporales; Phaeosphaeriaceae
Exons: 6
Coding region: 1-939 (312 amino acids)
Biological process (GO): alpha-ketoglutarate transport; mitochondrial citrate transmembrane transport
Cellular component (GO): mitochondrion
Molecular function (GO): tricarboxylate secondary active transmembrane transporter activity
Source: RefSeq, a predicted model, not a curated record